AUGAAGGCGGCCCCAGACCCCAAGGACGUCUCGGACGUGCCCUACAGACCCAGAGGCUUCGUGCUUCGCGCUGAGCCCUCCUGCUGUCUUGCACGGCUCUCCCCGAGUUCAAGCCCGCUGCGCAGGGUUCUCCCAGCCAGCGGGCUCCGCAGGCGGUCCGCGGGCGGCGGGCGCCGAAAGAUCGCCCAGGAAGGUCUCUCCUGGGACGGAUGCGCACGGGAGCGGAAGCACACUGGCGAAGUGCAUGGAGCGAACUCGAACGGCGUGGGCAAGUUGCGGAAGGACAGCAGGCAGCACGCGGGUCUCUUCGGCUCCGGGGCGCCGACGGAGUUCGUGGAGAGGGUCUGGGGUGUGUGCCCGCGGAGCCGCUGGUCCAUGGCGCCUGCUGCGGAGGUCAAGAGACCGCGGUGGGCCGACAUGGAGGACUCCGACGGCGAGCAGCACGAUCGCGCAGGCGGCUGGCAGCAGUGGGCCGACACGUCGAACGAGGAACAUCAUGCUGCAGGCGAGUCGUCCAGCGCGGCUCCGAGUGAGCACACUGAGUCGAAGGCCCACGUCUCCACCCUGCACCUGAAGCGCUGCGUGGGCGGCAAAAAGGCCGCCGUGACCAACGGUGACAACGCCAACCUGAGAGCAAAAGGGCAGUUAUCGGAAGCGCGCAAGGCAUACGAGGAGCUAAAGAGCGACAUGCCUAAGGAGGUUGUCGAGAGUUUUGAGACAGCCUGGAACUUAUUCAACCCUUUGGUAGGCAGACCGCAAAGAGAGAACAGAUAUGUUCAAGCUUGGGUGCGAAAAUCCCGGGUCGACUAUUGCCGCAAGGUGUUGAACGAGUACCAGAGAGCAGGUGGGCAGGCAACUCUCGGCUUGAAGUUCAUACUUCAAGACGUUAAGGAUAUUUCGUGCAAGUGUAACGGCAUGAACCAUAACAUAUUGCUGAACGCCGUCAAAGAAAAGGCAAGCGCGGGUAUGGCGAAAGGUGUCGCGAUGCGUCUUUCUCAUGCUCACGGGCCAGCAUGA
This is a messenger RNA of Prorocentrum cordatum, 1017 nucleotides long. NCBI's taxonomy places the organism in Eukaryota, Dinophyceae, Prorocentrales, Prorocentraceae. The record is from the annotation of a GenBank genome assembly.